This is a messenger RNA of Trichoderma aggressivum f. europaeum, 786 nucleotides long. RefSeq lists its product as uncharacterized. The transcript is spliced from 4 exons. The coding region runs from base 1 to 786 and encodes 261 amino acids. Lineage: Eukaryota; Fungi; Ascomycota; Sordariomycetes; Hypocreales; Hypocreaceae. Gene Ontology annotation, molecular function: ATP binding; AMP kinase activity. Gene Ontology annotation, cellular component: cytoplasm; mitochondrion. The record is from RefSeq and is a predicted model, not a curated record. Gene Ontology annotation, biological process: nucleobase-containing compound metabolic process.
AUGGGGUUUGUAGAAGACGAACUCAAGCAUCUGCGCGAUGUGAUCAACGGCCUCGAUUCGCGCAUCAAGCAGCUCGAGCAGCGCGCUACGGGAGCUACCCCAAUUAGCACAGAGAGUCUUCGGAUGAUUCUCAUUGGGCCUCCAGGAGCUGGGAAGGGAACCCAAGCACCAAAGAUUAAAGAGCGCUUUUCCUGCUGCCACUUGGUGGCCAAGAAGACACCGCUCGGAAGAGAAGCCAAGAAAAUCAUGGACCAAGGUGGCCUUGUCAGUGACGAUAUUGUCAUUGGUAUGAUUAAGGAAGAGCUCGAGAACAACAAGGAAUGCCAGGGCGGAUUCAUUCUUGACGGCUUUCCUCGAACGGUGCCGCAGGCCGAAGGCCUCGAUGCCAUGCUUAAGGAGCGUGGCCAGACCCUCCAACACGCCGUCGAGCUCCAGAUCGACGACUCUCUGCUUGUUGCCCGAAUUACUGGUCGAUUGAUCCACCCGGCAUCUGGACGGUCUUACCACACGACCUUCAACCCCCCCAAGCAGGCUAUGAAGGAUGAUGUGACCGGAGAGCCUCUUAUCCAGAGGAGCGACGACAACGCCGACGCUCUCAAGAAACGUCUCGGCACUUAUCACCAGCAAACUGCUCCCGUAGUUGGCUACUACCAAAACAGCGGCAUCUGGAAGGGUAUUGAUGCCAGUCAGCAACCUGGUGAGGUGUGGAAGAAUAUGUUGGAUAUUUUAGAAGGAAAGAAAUCUCUGGGCUCUUCCGUCUUCAGCAAACUUGCCGGCAAGAGCUAA